This is a messenger RNA of Oryza sativa Japonica Group (Japanese rice), 3074 nucleotides long. Its product is annotated as putative cysteine-rich receptor-like protein kinase 20. Gene Ontology annotation, molecular function: protein serine/threonine kinase activity; ATP binding. Gene Ontology annotation, biological process: protein phosphorylation. Lineage: Eukaryota; Viridiplantae; Streptophyta; Magnoliopsida; Poales; Poaceae. Gene Ontology annotation, cellular component: plasma membrane. The record is from RefSeq and is a predicted model, not a curated record.
AUGCAUUGUUUCUUUGUCUCAUGGGGCAAACCGAGUGAACCGCCUCUCUCUCCUGAGGAGGAGGCUAAGUUCGAGGCUACGGAUUGCUUGUUCCGUGGAGCAUUGAUCAGUGUGCUCGCCGAUAAUAUUGUGGAUGUGUAUAUGCACAUACCUUUAGGGAAGGACAUGUGGGAUGCUCUUGAGGUCAAGUUCGGGGUUUCCGACGCCGGCAGCGAGCUGUAUGUCAUGGAGCAGUUCUAUGACUACAAGAUGGUCGAUUACCGUUCUGUAGUGGAACAGGCUUAUGAGAUUCAGAUGCUGAGGCAAAAGUUCAGUGUUACUGAUCUCAUUGGCUCUUUGGGUAUUGAGGAGAAGGUGAGGGCAAAGGACAACCAGGGCAAAAAGAUCGAGGGAGGUUCUAGCGCUAAUUUGGUGCAGAAGAAGAACACUCACGCAUCCCACAACAACAACAAGAAAGUCAAACCUGACAUCAAAUCCAAGGCUACAACCAAUUUUAAGAAGAAAGGCAAAGGAAAGGCAAAAGGAGAUUGCUUUGUGUGUGGCAAGCCUGGGCAUUGGGCCAAGGAUUGUCCUGAGCGCAAGGACAAGAAGUCUGCAAACAUGGUUAUUAGUGAGGGCGGAGGAACAUUGUGCACUUCUAGUCAAGAACCUAUUUUAUCCCCUGAGCACUUUAUGCCGAUAGAACACAUUGAUCAAACGCUUGAGGAAAAUCCUGAGGAGGAUAACAUUGUGGCAACUCGAAAGAGUAAGAGACAAAGGACUGCAAAGUCUUUUGGAGAUGACUAUAUUGUAUAUCUUGUGGAUGAUACUCCAAGAACCAUUGAAGAGGCAUAUUCAUCUCCUGAUGUGACUAUUGGAAAGGAAAGAAGCGCACGCAACAACAUGAUGAUGCCGCUCGUUGCCCUCCUCCUGAUCUCUUCCCCAAAGCUGUUGGCAGCCCAACAGCAGCUACCCUUCUGCAGCAGCAGCAGCAGCAACGCGAACACCCUCGCCUACAUGGCAGAGGGCACCUACAAGACCAACCUGCUCAACCUCGCCAAAGACCUGAUCGCCAAUGUCACCAAGACGGGGUCGCACUCGGCCGCCGGCGCCACGGCUGGGACGACAGGUCCCGACAUCGUCUACGGCGCCGUACUCUGCCGGGGAGACUCCACCAACUGCAGCAGCCGCUUACAGAGAGUGCUCGACACAGCCAGCAUCAGUAAUAAUGGAUCUACCAGUAGUGAGAGUGACUCCCAGUCCCAGUCGCACAAGAGUACUGUAACCUUGUACGACCAUGAGUUCCAGGCGCUGCUAAGCUUCUCUGACACGGACUUCAUCUCCAGCUUCAGCAACGCGCCGGCGUGCAUAGUGAGCAAUUACCUGAACCCUGCUGUCCCUCAGAGGGAUGCUGAUCGCACGCGGUUCAGCGAGCUUUUCUCUGAGCUCAUGGAGAGGAUCUCCGACGCCAUGGUGAGUAGUCGGGCCAGCUACUUGACGGGCAAGGGGAAGGGGUGGUUCGACGGCCAGGAGAGUCAGCCAGUAGUAUACGGGCUGGCGCAGUGCAUGGACGGCAUGCCGCCGGAGCGUUGCCGGAGUUGCCUGGGCGGCAUCACCGACCAAGGGAAGGAGAUGGUCAGCAAUGGCCUGACGGAAGGCAUGGUGCUCGGGGUGCGCUGCAGUCUGUGGUACCACUACCAGACGGACGGAGAAUUCUUCGCCGGCGAGCCAGGGGUGUUAGCGUUCCUAAACAUGCCUUCUUCUAGAGACGAAAGCAAGUUCGGGCUCUGGGCUACAAUUGGAUCGUUCUUCCUCAUGGUAUCAUUUUCAUGUUUCUUUGUGUAUAUUUGGAUCAAACAGGAGAGAAAAAGAGAAGCAAGAUUUAAACUACGACUGAUAUCGAUGGCAAUACAAAAUGUGAUAAAUCUUUGGAGGAUUGAAGAAGGCAACUCAGGAUUUUCAUUGUAUAAUUUCUCUCAGAUAAAAGAAGCUACACAAGACUUCUCAAGGGAAAACAAAAUUGGGCAAGGUGGUUUUGGAUCUGUUUAUAAGGGCCUAUUACCUGGUGGUCUUGAAGUAGCAGUUAAAAGACUUUCAGCAUGUUCUGUACAAGGUUUAUUAGAGUUCAAAAACGAAAUUCAGCUGAUAGCAAGACUUCAACACAAAAACCUUGUUAAGUUGCUUGGCUGUUGUAUCGAGGGAGAACAGGAAAAGAUGCUCGUCUAUGAAUACUUGCAAAACAAAAGCCUGGACGUCUUCAUAUUUGAUUUUGUGAAAGGAGCACAAUUAACCUGGUCAAAGCGUCUACAUAUAAUUGAUGGGAUAGCUCAAGGGAUUCUAUAUCUUCACAAUUAUUCACGAUUAUGUGUUGUUCAUAGGGAUUUAAAAGCAAGUAACAUUCUCUUGGAUAGCGAUAUGACUCCAAAAAUUUCCGAUUUCGGGAUGGCCAGAAUAUUCUAUUCAAAUACAAUUGAAUCAAAUACCACGAGAAUAGUAGGCACGCUUGGCUACAUAUCUCCUGAGUAUAUUUUUGAUGGGGUUUGCUCGAUCAAGUCGGACGUCUUCAGUUUUGGCGUCUUGGUCUUGGAAAUCAUAAGUGGAAAGAGGACUUCUGGAUUCUAUCCUUACGAUGGCAAACUAUACAAUCUCAUUUCAUACGCUUGGCUACUUUGGAGAUCUGGACAGGGGCAUGAGCUGAUCUGUUGCUGUAUAGAAAACAAUCAUGAAUCGAUACAAAGGUGCAUUCAGGUGGCACUUUUAUGUGUUCAGGAGAGGGCAGAUGACAGGCCUUGUAUCGACCAGGUGGUCACUAUGCUAAACAGCGAGGGAAUGACCUUGCCCGGACCAAAUCAGCCAGCCUACUUCUAUGUCCGCUCUAGUGGCAGCUCAGAUGUUUUAUCAUGUGACAGCAAUAUAAGCAUCACAUUAGAAAGAUAGAUUAAUUGUCAUCAUCUCCAUUCAAUACAGAAUGAUAUCCAAAACUAUGCUGUAUACACUAUCUUUUUGUCUUCCUUCCGGAGUUUAAUCGAAUUGUGUUCAGAACUUAAUUAUUUUUUUUCUAUUUAAUAAUGUAAAUUAGUGUGACAAAACAUUGU